Poeciliopsis prolifica (blackstripe livebearer) is the source of this 7684-nucleotide messenger RNA. RefSeq names its product xylosyltransferase 1-like. Lineage: Eukaryota; Metazoa; Chordata; Actinopteri; Cyprinodontiformes; Poeciliidae. Bases 74 to 2953 code for a protein of 959 amino acids. Gene Ontology annotation, cellular component: membrane. Gene Ontology annotation, molecular function: protein xylosyltransferase activity. The transcript is spliced from 11 exons. Gene Ontology annotation, biological process: chondroitin sulfate proteoglycan biosynthetic process; heparan sulfate proteoglycan biosynthetic process. The record is from RefSeq and is a predicted model, not a curated record.
UCUCAUCCCGUCUCCCCUGCUCGCUCAGAGCCACAGACGCUCCUCCAGCUCUGUUGCAGCGCGGCGUGCGAACAUGGUCGGCGGCGCCUGUGCUCGCAAGCUGGCUCGUCGGUCUCGGUCCGCCCUGAUCGCAGCCCUCACCGUGCUGCUGGUGCAGACCCUCAUCGUGUGGAACUUCAGCUCCCUCGACUCCGGCGAGGAGCGAGAAAACGCAGGCUCCAGCGUGCGAGAGAAGAGGGACCGGGUGGCGGGCAGCAGAGCCGCCGGCAGCGAGUACCUCCAGCGCGGAGAGCAGCAGCAGCAGCAGCAGCGGCGGCAGCAGCAGCAGCAGCAGCCCGGGCAGCGGCAGCAUCUUCCUCCGCCGGGGAGGGGGACGUCUCGCCACAUACAGCAGCCGGACGGGUACUACUCCCACCGGCCGAAGGAGAAAAGCAGAGUUGACAGCAACAAUGAGAACUCGGUGCCAAAAGACUUUGAGAACAUAGAUAAUAGUAAUUUCGGUGCCCGUUCGCACCGGCAAUCUGUGGGCGCCACCAGCAGCAAGCAGCGGGAGCGUGUCCAAGGGAAGCCCCACACCCAGCAGCAGGCCUGGCACGAGAGCUCUCCCAGACUGGGCCGCAGCUCCAAUGAGAUUUUGCCGAUAGGCCACCAGUCGCUAGAACUGGGAAGCAAUGCCUCCUAUCCUGGUGGCCAGGGCAUCGCCGGAGUCCUGCAGCAGCAGCACACUCGUGCCUCACUUGACCAGCCUGACCAGUCCCAGCACAGACAUCAGCAUCCACACAGGAAACAGGCAACUACACCAACACUGGAGGUGACGUACGAUCAGCCGCCGCAAUGUGAGAUCAGCGGCAAGGAAGCCAUUUCUGCCCUGUCCAGAGCCAAGAGCAAGGAGUGCCGGCAACAGAUUGCUGAAGUCUACUGUAGACACAAAGAGGGCCAGCUAAUGCCUGAUGCAGUAACUCGUCAUUGCCCUAUUGAAGGUAAAGCCAAUGUGAAUAUCCAGUGGGAUGAAGACUCUGUGGAGAGCUUUCCACUGAAACCAGUGAGAAUAGCUUUUGUUCUGGUGAUUCACGGACGAGCCUCUCGCCAGUUCCAGCGUCUGUUCAAAGCCAUCUACCACACCUCUCACUUCUACUACAUUCACGUCGACCAGCGCUCCAACUACCUGCACAGGCAGGUGCAGGCCCUCGCUGCCCAGUAUCCCAACGUGAGGGUGACGCCCUGGCGCAUGGCCACCAUCUGGGGGGGAGCCAGUUUGCUGACUAUGUAUCUGCGCAGCAUGGCUGACCUGCUGGCCAUGAGGGACUGGAGCUGGGAUUUUUUCAUCAAUCUCAGCGCUGCCGACUAUCCGAUCAGGAACAAUAACCAGCUGGUGGCGUUCCUGUCCAAGUACAGAGACCUGAAUUUCAUUAAGUCCCACGGCCGGGACAAUGCAAGGUUCAUCCGGAAGCAGGGUCUGGAUCGUCUCUUCUAUGAGUGUGACACUCACAUGUGGAGGCUGGGCGACCGAAAAAUCCCAGAAGGCAUCUCUGUGGACGGCGGCUCUGACUGGUUCCUCCUCAACCGCAUGUUUGUGGAAUAUGUGAUCAACUCCAAGGACGAUCUGGUCACCAACAUGAAGCGAUUCUACGCGUACACGCUGCUGCCUGCUGAGUCGUUCUUCCACACUGUGCUGGAGAACAGCGCCCACUGCGAGAGCAUGGUGGACAACAACCUGCGCAUCACCAACUGGAACCGUAAACUGGGCUGCAAGUGUCAGUACAAGCACAUCGUAGACUGGUGUGGAUGCUCGCCCAAUGACUUCAAGCCUUCGGACUUCCACCGCUUCCAGCAAACGGUGCGGCCCACCUUCUUUGCCAGGAAGUUUGAGGCCAGCGUGAACCAGGAGAUAGUGAACCAGCUGGAUGCCUACCUGUUUGGACCGUUUCCUCAGGGGACGCUGGGACUGAACUCCUAUUGGGAGAAUGUUUACGACGAGCCAGAUGGCGUCGCCAGCCUGUCGGACACGCUGCUCACGUAUUACCACUCCUUCACGCGGAUGGGCCUGGUGAGGGCUGCGGCCUCGCUUCAGGGGAACCCAGACGAUCACAGCUGCAGGUAUUUCCCAAUGGGCCACCCUGUGUCAGUGCAUCUCUACUUCCACCUAGACCAGUUCCAGGGCUACCUGGUCAAGCAUCAUGCCACCAACCUGGCAACAAGCAAGCUGGAGAUCAUGGAGACCUGGGUGGCACCAAAAAAGAACUUCGAGCUGACCGCGCUUCCAGGCAGCACAUUCAACCGGCUUCAGUUUGCCGAGAUUGGCACAGAGUGGGACGCUAAAGAGCGCAUGUUCAGGAACAUCGGCGGCCUGAUGGGCCCCAUGGAUGAGACGAUAGGCAUGCAGAAGUGGAACAAAGGACCAAACGUCACAGUCACUGUGGUCUGGAUCGACCCCACCAACGUCAUCGCAGCCACCUACGACAUCCUGAUCGACGCGAGUGCAGAGUUCACCCACUAUCGUCCGCCACUCAACCAGCCGCUGCGACCCGGAGUCUGGAACGUCCGAAUCCUCCAUAACUGGAGCCCUGUGGCCGAGAUUCGUUUCCUUAUCGUUCCGCUGGCCUAUAACAAGCACCAGCCGAUAAGACAAGACGACACGCUGAGGCUCCACAACGGGCCAGCGAAGAACAGCUACAUGGAGCAGAGCUUCCACGGCCUGAACCCGGUGCUCAACAUCCCCGUCAGCUUGGCUUACGUGGAGCAAGCCAAGAGGAACGCGGCGCUCACCGGACCGGAGCUGGAGGGCUGGGUGGACGGCCUCGUGGGAGGGCUGUGGGAGGCCGCCGACAUCUGCGCCGUUGGCCUCACCGCCUGCCCCGUCAUGCAGCCCUGUGCCAAGAGCCCUUGGAGCUCCAUGAGCCCGGAUCCCAAAUCCCAACUGGGAGCGCCGCACCACGACGGCCGUAUAAGGUAGCAGCGAGGCCUCCAGCUGGACGGGAGGCCGUGACACUGUUUGGUUUUAUUUAUUCGAGAGGCUUAUUGCAGGGGGGGGAGGAGGGAGGAAGAGGAGAAGCUCUUCCUCUGCACCUCUGAGCAGAAGCAAAUGAAAAAAGGUGGAGUCCUUCAGCGAGCUGUGGGUAAGGCUGUCUUAAAAGCAAGGGGAAGCAUUUCUCUGAACCUCCCACAGAGUUUAUUCCUUGAGGGGAUUUUGCUGGCUUUGCUAUUUCACUUUCUCAGUGUAUUUAUUUUUCUUUUCAUGGCUGAGUUUUACUGUGAUAAAACGUUGCAAUUUUGGAGCUUUUUAUUGUGCUGCCCAAUGAAUUGCGACGCCCUGCUUUUGGGCUGUGUGGCCAUGCGAGUCUGAACUGUCAACACUGCUGCAACGAAGCCUUAGUGGGAAAAGAUUCACCAGGAGGUAGCCGAGCACUGACACAAACCUGGCUCCUAAGACCUCAUCAACAGAAACACCAUGACGACAACUGACCAAUAAGCGCCCCUGAACAGAUUAGUAACAUUUUGUGACAGCUCAUAUUUUAUUUUAAUAGUAUUUAUUAGAUAAACACACCAGCCCUAUGUAUCUAUCUAUAGGCACCCCUGGUAAGGAUACGUAAGAAGCCUUAAAAAAAAAAGUACAUCUCCCACUGCAGUAAGAUGAAACAUUUUCCAAGUGUGUUUUUGGAUAUUUUUAUUUACCUCUUUACCAUCCGCCUCACUCUGCAUGUUAGCAGUUUAAGCUUUGCUUUUCAUGCAACCUUUUUUGUCACACUUCCAGCUGUUUUAAGCUUUUUUGUAAUUUAUCACUCCAACUGUAGACAUGAGGGUCGUCGUGAUGGUAAAGUUUCAACUCAAAAACAUUAAAUAUCAAUUUUUGGUUGUUUCUCUAACAGCAACGGAUUUCUUGUAAUUCAGAUCAAAAGUAACAAAUUGCACUAAUUUUCACUCUUAUUAGAGCACAACCGUGAAAUAAUUAGUAAUUCAGAAAAAAAAUAUAUUAUUAUUUAAGUUUAUUUUUGUUUAGCAAAAACUGAACUAGAAGUUUUUGUAAAAGUGUUUAAGGAAGAAUUCAUCAGUUGGAAGAAAAGUGUUUUUAACAUUGUAAUCUAGGAUCUGAAUGGGUAUUCUGGGUUUUCUUUGCUCUUUCAAAAUUUCUUACUAAACUCCUUACUAACCGAGAGCUUUUCUGAGCUGCAAAAUUGGCAGAUUUUUAAACUUCCAGCUGCACAUUGUUUCAACCUGGGUAGUUCAGGUGAGCCUCCGCAGGAAGAGGAGGGACUCAGUGUCUGCAUUUCCUGUGCCAAGUUGUGUGCCAACUUGGGGACACCGAAGUUGCUCGGGUGGUAAAUAGCACCUCACUUCCUGUUUUUAUGUUGAUCAUAUUUAAAUAUUGUUUAUCUUGACAAUCCCUGUUGACAUGGACAGCCUUAGGCAAGUAACACAUCUGCCUUACUUGGUUUGCAUUUUGAACAGUCAGGCUGGAAAUGAAUCUUCCUAACAUCCCAUUUACGAAGACAAAUUUCCAGAAUUUAUGAUCAAUUUUGAAAAGAAGAAAUGAAAACUUAUUCAGUUUCACUAAUUUCACAGGAAUCAAAUCUCUAAAUCUGUGUAUUUUUUUUCUUUUCUUUUUACCAGGGGUGCCGAUUAAUGUGUGGGGCGCUGUAAAAUCACACAUUUCUGCAGCUGAGUGCCUGAUUAGGUUUCAGAGCAGCUGUGGCUGGUUUUGUUUUGCUGGCAUAAAAAUGCCUUUUUUGAGUAAUUAGUAAAUUGGAAAAAAAUCUGUAUAUUACACACAAAACAAAAAACCUGCUUGUAGACAUUUGUAGUUGUGUUACUUUGUUUUGAGAUUUAACAUUUACGUAGAUUAGACUCUUUUUAUAACAGCCAGGGUUUAUGACAGGCAGAAGAGAAGAAAAUAACAGUUUCUUCUCUUCUUAAUUCAAUCUGCCUCAAACUUGAAACUAAAUUACCUUAAGCUAACCUUAAAAUGUAUUGUGCUUGUUGAGUUUGUUCCAGUCAUUUCACAACGCCUAAUGUUGUGCAUAAUUAUUCAAGAAUCUUCGAAAUUGUAUGAGUGAGGAAGAGGUAUUGUUAUUUAUUUCUAAGUUUAUAUUAAUACUGAUAUUUUUAGUCAGUGACUAAAUAACUGCAACGCUGCCUUGGCAGCAUGAUGAGUAUUUUUUUGUAAUAAAACCGCCUUUAUUUACAAAGGCCAUCACCCCGAACUUAAUAUUGUACGUUUUUAUGGCCCGCCCUUGUGUGUUUGUCUGUGUUGUCCUGUCUGAAUAAGACCUUCUCGUCCCGGUUUCUUUCAUGGCUGCUUUCAGUGAAGCUCACAAGAGAAAAACGCUGCCUGAACUUCUUCAAAUUUUGUCAUGUUACAAGCACAAACUUAUCUACAUCGUACUAUUACGUUUGCCCAACAUUUUGCAGUGCUCAGUUACGAAGCGAAACGAAAUAAGAUGCUUGAUUUUGUUUUGCUAUGUCUCUGCAUGUUACAGUCUGCGACAGAUACUGCGCCAUCUUUCCACAUACAUGCUUUAAUGUGAUUCCCAAUAGUUAUCAUCGUCUUGUGUUUUUUAGUAACUUUUUAUUCCACUACGCGAUUUAAAAGUAGCUCAACCAAUAUAUCUGUCCACACUCAUGGGCCUCCUGGCGCCAUGUUUAAUUUUUAACAGGAAGUUUUGGUUAUUUUUAAACAUUCUUAUUGGCUGAUAUAGGUUUUAGCUUUGCAUUACACUGCCCCCUAUGGGUUUGGCAUGUUUAAAGCAACGUUCAGUGGUGUAUUUGUGCAGGUUCACGUGGAUGAAAACUUUCCUGAAACCAUUCCCGUGUGUACAAGGCCUCAGAUUGAACAUGGAGAAUCUGUGAAAAACAAUUUUUGAGAUACUCAACAGAUUCUCAAAUGGAUCCUGAACUUUGACUGCCGACCCAUUGUUGCUCUGGCUAUAUGCUUAGUCGUUGUCCUGCUGAAAGGUGAGCAUCCAUCUCACUUAUUAAGUCUCUCGCUUCCACAAUUUAGCGUCUAUUGAUCAAAUCCAACUAAGUUAUUUGUCUGUAACGAAGAAAAGCACUCUCACAAUGUUGUCUCUUGCAUGUUGGCCAAAAAAAUUAAUUUUGGUUUCGUCCCACCAAGAGCUCCUUUCUCCACAAAGUGGCAUUUGUUCCCCACAUGACGCAAAUGCCACUUCUUAAACGAGCUUUCUCCUUCCCACUGGUCCAGACGUGUUUCCACUUCACGGUUUUUCAUUUCUUUGUGUUGCGUUAAAUGUUAAUUACAUACAUUAUAGUUUGUGUUUAUAACGUGACAAACUUGGAAAAAGUUGAAUUCUUGCAGAGCACUGCAUCUUUAGGAAAAAUAGAAACUGUCCUCAUAAGCAAAUACUCUGGACAAUGCGUUGACUUGAAGGAGAAACUGUGUCUUUUGGUGUUGCUUCUGAAUGACAGUGGGUGGUUGUAGUUUUCAUGCUGUGACAAAAAAUGUAAAAUUUCAAGUGAAUAUUAUGUUGUAUCUUGAGUGCAAAAAAAAAGAGAAUAAUUUAUUAGACUUGUUCUGCGGCACCUUGUCAGCUCUGCUCACGUUCAAAGUACCUUUUCUCUCAUCAAGACAAUCUCCGGACACUUGCAUCGACUUAAUCAACACUCGGGACGGCAACUGAUCCUGAACAAGGAGUUCGCUCACAUAUUUGCUUUACUUUGAAAAACAGUUUCAUCUGAAGCCAAUUAGGUUUUCAAUCUGUGAUUGUCAGCAUUGUUUAGUCAUCACACGAGCUAAAUGAGUGGUUUUUGCACAGGCUAAUGAAGAGACAUUACUGUUCAUUAACGUCAAGUUCACCUUGCCUCUCUGUCAGAUGGCGAGGAUUAUAACUGCUGUCUCUCUUUCCUUUCAAAUCGACCGGUUCUGGUGUGAAACGUCCUCAUUCUGACCGCCGUGCUCCGAACAGCUGCGUCACACACAGUACUUAUUACGCUGUACGCUCAUUGACAGGUUUGGGUAAAAUUAAUUCAAUGUAACUUAAUGUGAAAAGUCAUAUUUUGUAACCAAACAAUUAACAAAUGAAGAUGUACUGUAUAUAGGUAUUUUGUAUUGAAAUGUUUCAAAAGAGCACCAUUAGUGUAAAUACGGAGGUGGCGAACUGACACUGAAGUGUGAAGAGUUUUUUUUGUUUUGUUUUUUUCCCCAAAGUGUUGCUAAAAAGAGUGAAAUCAGUGUUUUACCAAUUAAAAGACAUAAGAUGUUUCAGUACUUCGGACUGCUGAGAAAAGGCAACCUUUUCCUGUAUGUGUCCCAGAGAAUCCAGAUUGUUGUUGUUCUUGCUGGAAUGUAUUGUUGAGCAUCUGUUGCACAAAUAACUCUGACUCAUCAUGUCCCCCCGUGUUAUUUUAGUCAGAGAGGCUCAGUGUGCCUUAGCUGAUUUUUAGAACCUUCUCUGUCCAUUACGGAAAUCUAAGUUUUUGUUUUGUUUUCUUCUUUUUGACCUCAUGUGAAGAAAGCCAUGAGUCCAUCAAGUGAUCUAUCAGUAACUCUUGACACCAAAUUGAUGUCUGCUGUUGUAUAUAUAUCAUCAGGCCUUCUCUUGCUGUGAUCGACUUUUCUUUCUUUUUUUUUUUGUUUUUUCUUGUUCUUCCCUUUUGGGGAUUUGUUUGAUCAAACUGGCUUGUUUCACUUUUCUUUGACUGCUUUUUGGAAAUAAAAUUCUGUAAAACAGCA